GUGGCAACGACGUACGGAUCGGUCGAUCCUCAUGGACGACAUGGACGACUCUCGCCUGUUCAUGCAGUGGGCGGUGAGCACACUGGAGCAGCAGGAUCCAGGAGCCGCCGGCGGCGGCCAGAAGAGCGCCGGCUUCCUGUGUCUCCAGGCGCUCCGCGAUUCCUCGGAGCUGGCGGAAGCACAGAACAGUCUGAGCUCCGGCGACGACACCGGCGGCUGUGGGGGAAUCAUCAGCCCAGCCUCUGAUGCGGCUGUGCACCAAGGCAGUUGGUCCACGUCGUCCCCGACCUCGGGCGGGCCGUUCGCGUCCAGCAGCACCGGCAGCAGCGACGCCCUGUCUACAAGCUGGAACUUUGGCGCUGUCUUGCCGCCGCAGCCGGCUGGCAGCGGGGGCGGGGGCACGCGAGCGCCGCUUCUUUCCGGCGUGUCACAGUUGAUGAGGAGGGCCCCCACAAAGGGCCCGCCGCACGCGCAAGACCACGUCAUGGCGGAGCGGAAGCGCCGGGAGAAGAUCAACCAGCGCUUCAUCGAGCUCUCCGCUCUCAUUCCCGGCCUCAAGAAGGUCUUUGAAUAUGUCGAAUCCCCUGUCGGGAAAUGCUUAAUUGAUUUGGUUACGUUAUUUCCGUUCGAUCAGAUGGACAAGGGGACGAUUCUUACCGUCGCGACGAGAUACGUGAAGGAGCUCCAGGAGAGGGUGAGGUCACUGGAGGCUGCCGGCGGCAACCAUAGGAGCGUCGAGACCGUGGUGCUCGUCAGGAAGCCGUGCCGCCCUGUCGCGCCAGACGACGGCGAGGGCUCCGCACGGUUCCUCUUGGCGGCCGGGACGCCAGCAACUGGAAACCAGCUGCCGGAGAUCGAGGCAAAGCUCUCGGAGGACAACGUCAUGGUGAGGAUCCACUGUGAAAUGAAUGGAAAGGGUCUGGUCUCCAGGGUUCUCACGGAGGUCGAGGAGCUCCACCUCCGCAUCGUCCACAACGAUGUGAUGCCGUUCACGGCGUCCACCGUGAUUAUCACCACCAUGGCAAAGGCAAGUUAUCAUCAGUAA
This is a messenger RNA of Aegilops tauschii subsp. strangulata, 1045 nucleotides long. RefSeq lists its product as uncharacterized. Lineage: Eukaryota; Viridiplantae; Streptophyta; Magnoliopsida; Poales; Poaceae. Gene Ontology annotation, molecular function: protein dimerization activity. The record is from RefSeq and is a predicted model, not a curated record.